Carya illinoinensis is the source of this 582-nucleotide messenger RNA. RefSeq lists its product as uncharacterized. Gene Ontology annotation, molecular function: RNA-DNA hybrid ribonuclease activity; nucleic acid binding. Bases 1 to 582 code for a protein of 193 amino acids. Lineage: Eukaryota; Viridiplantae; Streptophyta; Magnoliopsida; Fagales; Juglandaceae. The transcript has a single exon. The record is from RefSeq and is a predicted model, not a curated record.
AUGGAUGUCUGGGCAGAAAGGAAAAGCUCGGUGCAGAAGUGGGCAAGUACUGAGGUACAGUUCAUGGAGCUUUGGAAAAAUCUAUAUCAAAAGUUGAAUAAAGAUGAGGUGGAGUGGGUGGCAGCUGUGAUGAGAGGAGUAUGGCUGAGAAGGAACACCUUUCUUUUUGAAAAGAAGUUUGGUAGUCCUAGUGCUGUUGUUAAACAAGCUGAAGCAACUCUCGAGGAGUUUCAGUUGGCACAGAGAGGUGAUCAAAAGGGGAAGGGAUGUCCUGCAGCAGGAAGAAGAGUCAAGUGGAAGGCUCCAGGUGAUGAGGUGGUGAAAGUAAACUGGGAUGCGGGAGUGAAUCUGAAAGAAGAAAGAACAGGGAUAGGUGUUGUGGUUAGAGAUGACAAGGGGGAGGUGUUGGUGGCUUUAUGCAGUUCAAGGGGAGUGUGCUGCAGUCCAGUUGUAGCAGAAUUACAUGCACUAUGGAGAGCUAUGAAAUUGUGUGCAGAACUGAACUUUGAGAAGGUAAUAUUUGAAGGUGACUCCCUUAUUGCUGUGAAGGCUGUUAACAGCGAAAAGGAAAAUUGGGAGUAG